GACAAAAUUUCUCUCUCAAUUUUCAUUCAUGGAUUCUUCAUUCUUUGAAUCCCCUUAUGCUCAAUUCUCUCCUGAUCAAUCUUCUUCUUCUUAUUCUACCACAACUAAUUCCCUUGACUCUUCUUUCUCGUCAAACACUUUCAACAAUAACUUCCAUAACCAACACCUUCCCUUCAAUGAAAAUGACUCCCAAGAGAUGCUCCUCCUAGGACUUCUCAAUGAAUUCCCCACAAAUUCUUUCAAUGACGAAGUAAGUUCGAGAGCUGAAGCUGACGAAGGGGAGCCUAUGAGAGAAGUUUCUUACCGAGGAGUAAGGAAGCGACCAUGGGGAAAAUAUGCAGCCGAGAUUAGAGACUCGACCAGAAAUGGCGUACGGGUUUGGAUUGGAACCUUCGACACUGCUGAGGCUGCAGCUUUAGCUUAUGAUCAAGCUGCAUUUGCGAUGAGAGGUUCAAUGGCGAUACUCAAUUUUCCUGCGCAGAAAGUUUAUGAAUCACUUGUGGAAAUGAAGUGCAACUUUGAAGAGGGAAGUUCGCCUGUACUGGCAUUGAAAAAGAGGCACUCAAUGAAGAAGAAAGGUGAGAGUAAGAAGAAGAUUAAAGAGAAAGAGAAGAAGUUAGAGAAUUUUGUGGUGUUGGAAGACUUGGGAGCUGAGUACUUAGAUGAAUUAUUAAGUUUAUCAGAAGCUAGCUCCGGCUGCAACUUUAAUUAAAAUCAUUAACUCUUUUUUUAUCUUUCAGCGAUUGAUCUGGCUGAAUAAUUUUGAGGCUCUAAUUGUCUAGUUUUCUUGUUAGAUAAUUAAUUUCUUUUAGUUUGUAAAUUUGUUGAGAGAUAAUGAAUGAGGGAUCCAAGUUUCAAUUAUUUAGUGGGGUUCACA
Messenger RNA from Pistacia vera, 877 nucleotides. RefSeq names its product ethylene-response factor C3-like. The record is from RefSeq and is a predicted model, not a curated record. Lineage: Eukaryota; Viridiplantae; Streptophyta; Magnoliopsida; Sapindales; Anacardiaceae. Gene Ontology annotation, biological process: ethylene-activated signaling pathway; regulation of DNA-templated transcription. Gene Ontology annotation, molecular function: DNA binding; DNA-binding transcription factor activity. The coding region runs from base 29 to 712 and encodes 227 amino acids. The transcript has a single exon.